AUAUGCAGUAUGGUUGGUAUCAGAAAGGCAAGGAGUGUUUUGCUGUUUUUUGUCUUGUUUAUUACAAUUUUGGUGGUGCGUCAAGUUGGGCACCGAUUAUCAGUCAAGGAAGAGGUUAGGGAAAAGAAGACUCCAGUUAUGAGGAAUCCAUUAGAAGAUUUGGUUGUCAUUGUUAGAGAGUUUGAAAGUUUUGAUAAUGAUGUAGGCGAGACUGUUGAUUCUGUUCUCAGUGCUUGUGGUGCUGUAUGUAAGAUUCUGGUGGUGACUGAUGACACUGUAUACCCACCUUUGCACUUAACGAGACAUGUGUCAUCGGUGGUUCUCAAUCCAGGGUUGCUCAGGCAUCGUCCAAAUCUUCGAGGUUUCUUAACUGGUGCAAAAUAUGUCCUCCUUUUGCCAGAUGGUGCUCGGUGUUCGUCGUCUACACAGUUAGUGGAUCUCAUACAUUUAUUAAAUACUGGAGAUUCAAAGGUUGUAGCAGUAGGUGUAGGUGGCUCACCAUUAAUAUGCCACCGCUACACUCUUAACAUACAAGCAUGGACACUCACAAUAGCUCCUGCUCCCCAAAGUGAAGCUUGUGAUGCAGUUAGUGGACGUGCAGCCUUGCUAAUGAAAACUAGCAGUCUUUUACAGCUGACUCAUCCUCUGGCACGCCCUGUCGCCCUGAGUAUUGGUAUCCAAGGUGCAGCACGUGCAUGGAAAGUGCAUGUUAGUCGGGGUGGUCUGCUUGGGGAGGGCCGACAACUUUAUGCCAAUGACCACCUACAGUGGAAACGAGACACUGUUGAAGAGGAACGGAAACGUGCUCUUUUUGCUGAGUUAGGUGUUAAAAAAGUUGUAACCACAGGUGGUAAAGUGCUUUGGUAUGGAUGCAGUCGUAAAACACCUCGAUGCUUUCCUACCGUGAUAGAUGAUACACCAGACUAUCUGUAUGUGGGACGCUGGACGCCACCAUGUUGCUUAGAAGGGUUAAGAACCACUGCACGACAUGUCUUCCAGGUGCUAAGGGGAUGCCGAGCACGUUGGUGGCUCGAGGGAGGGUCUUUGUUGGGUGCUGUACGAAGUGGAGAUAUUAUCCCCUGGGACUAUGAUGUAGAUGUGGGCAUUUACUCUCAGGAUGUUGAUCGUUGUCCACAACUGAAGGCAGCACGUUGGCAGACAUUAGAAGAUACUGAUGGUUUUGUGUGGCAGAGAGCUUCAGAAGGUGGGUUUUUCCGAGUACACUACAGCACUGCAAAUCAUUUACAUGUUGAUGUGUUUCCAUUUACCCCACGAGGGGGCACCAUGACACGAGGUGGUGCUUGGACCACGGGUCAUCGUCAGGAUAUAGAUUUUCCAGAGCACUUCUUGAGACCACUUGCAUCGGUGAAUUUUGCUGGAGUAAUGGCCUCAGCACCCAAUAAUGUCCGAGACUUUCUUGAGCUCAAAUUUGGUGCGGGAGUGAUUGAAACUCCUCAGUAUCCCAAUCCAGAUGUUCGCCUUCCACAUAAUAUAUCAGUGCUGACUUAAAGGUAAUUGUUCCUUUGAUAAAAAGUUAUGGGUUGUUUUUAUUGGCCUCAUUUUGUGAUUUGUUUAGGCUGGUGCUGUCGUGUACAUAAAUAAAACGUACAGUGCUGUAUUCUUUUGUCAGUGAUGGAUCUCAUCUCUUUUAUGUACAGAGUAGAGCUACUGUGUUGUGUUGUCUUCCAUUCGUGGCUAGUUAAAAGUGUCCUGAUAUUAGAAUAUUUUUUUAAUGAACCUGCUUACUUCCAUGCAAUCAAAAAUUGUUGAUUUAGUGUAUGAAUGUAUUAAGCUGUGUAGUUGCUUUUGAUUUUCUUUUACCAUAAGUAUGGUGCAAGUCAAUAUAUCUUAUCUUUGAAGACCAUCAUCACCGGGUACAUUCAUGACCUUCGAUAUGGUCAAUCCUAUCUCUGGUAACAAUGGAAAGAAUUUUAUACAUAUUUCUAUGAAAAGUGCUGAUUGAUCUGGUAUCCAUAGGUUAUUAAUUUUAGUGAUACAGUAAUUGUUUUUUAUAAGAAUUUUUUACAACUUUUCUAUACCACUGUUUUAUCUGUUGUUAUUUAAAAAUUCUGUCUUAGAGUAUAGGAUGUAGCAGCCAACAUUAGGAACAAGAUUCAAAAGUUAUCAGGUGUGGAUUUGUAAUGUAUAUUUCCUGUACCUCAGCCUGGCAAGUUAAUGGACUGCAGUGAUGUACAGUACAGGUGCUCCUCUACUUCAGAAAGUUCAACUUACAAACUUUCAGAGAUACAAACAUCAUCACUGAGGGGAGUUACCUGCCAGAACAGGUGUUUAAUGUGGAUGAGAC
This is a messenger RNA of Homarus americanus (American lobster), 2305 nucleotides long. Its product is annotated as fukutin-related protein-like. The transcript has a single exon. Lineage: Eukaryota; Metazoa; Arthropoda; Malacostraca; Decapoda; Nephropidae. The coding region runs from base 10 to 1509 and encodes 499 amino acids. Gene Ontology annotation, biological process: protein O-linked glycosylation via mannose. The record is from RefSeq and is a predicted model, not a curated record. Gene Ontology annotation, cellular component: Golgi apparatus.